GCGGCGCCCGGAGUAGUUGGAGCCAGUCAAGUGCGGCCGCCGAUGGGAGCCAAAGUUGCGCUGGGCUCGGCGUCGGGGGCUUGAGGCGGCUCGGCGCGGCGCCCGUCGGGGCCUCCGUGCCUUCCGCUCGCGCCGGGGCGCUCCGGGCGGCCGCGCCCGCCGGGCCCGCGGCCCCUGCCCUCGGGGCCUGCCGGCCGCCCCGCACCCCCGGCCGGGCUCCGGCUCCUCAGAGCCGCGGGUCCUCAGCAGCACUCCCGCGCGCGGCCCGGGCGCCCCGCCGAUGCCGGCCAUGGUGGAGAAGGGCCCCGAGGUCUCCGGGAAGCGCCGAGGGAGGAACAACGCGGCCGCCGCGGCCGCCUCGGCCGCCUCCGCCUCGGCCGCCUCCGCCUCGGCCGCCGCCGCCGUCGCCCCCAAUAAUGGUCAGAAUAAAAGUUUGGCGGCUGCGGCGCCCAAUGGCAACAGCGGCAGCAACUCCUGGGAGGAAGGCAGCUCGGGCUCGUCGAGCGACGAGGAGCACGGUGGCGGCGGCAUGCGGGUCGGACCCCAGUACCAAGCCGCGGUGCCCGACUUCGACCCCGCCAAGCUAGCAAGACGCAGUCAGGAGCGAGACAAUCUGGGCAUGCUGGUCUGGUCACCGAAUCAGAAUCUGUCCGAGGCGAAACUGGACGAGUACAUCGCCAUCGCCAAGGAGAAGCACGGCUACAACAUGGAGCAGGCCCUUGGGAUGCUUUUUUGGCAUAAGCAUAAUAUUGAAAAAUCACUGGCAGACCUACCCAACUUCACCCCCUUCCCCGAUGAAUGGACUGUGGAAGAUAAAGUCUUAUUUGAGCAAGCCUUUAGUUUUCAUGGAAAGACGUUUCAUAGAAUUCAGCAGAUGCUCCCUGAUAAAUCCAUAGCAAGUCUCGUGAAGUUUUACUACUCUUGGAAGAAGACGAGAACUAAAACCAGUGUGAUGGACCGUCAUGCACGGAAACAGAAGCGGGAGCGGGAGGAGAGUGAGGAUGAACUGGAAGAAACAAAUGGAAAUAACCCCAUUGACAUUGAGGUUGAUCCAAAUAAGGAAAGCAAAAAAGAGGUGCCCCCGACUGAGACAGUUCCUCAGGUCAAAAAGGAAAAACACAGCACACAGGCUAAAAACCGGGCCAAGAGGAAACCUCCGAAAGGCAUGUUUCUUUCCCAGGAGGACGUGGAGGCUGUGUCUGCCAACGCCUCUGCCGCCGCCACGGUGCUGAGGCAGCUGGACAUGGAGCUGGUCUCCAUCAAGCGACAGAUUCAAAAUAUUAAACAGACAAACAGUGCUCUCAAGGAGAAGCUGGAUGGUGGAAUAGAACCUUACCGACUUCCAGAGGUCAUUCAGAAAUGCAACGCGCGUUGGACCACAGAAGAGCAACUUCUUGCUGUCCAAGCCAUCAGGAAGUAUGGCCGGGACUUCCAGGCGAUCUCAGACGUGAUUGGGAACAAGUCAGUAGUCCAAGUCAAGAACUUUUUUGUGAAUUACCGACGCCGCUUCAACAUAGACGAAGUCUUACAGGAAUGGGAAGCCGAACAUGGGAGGGAGGAGUCCAGCGGGCCCAGGACUCAGAGAGCAGCCACAUCCCCUGGGGACUGUGCCAAGACGCUUGAGGAGGAUGGCGAGGCAGCUUCCGUUCUCGACGUUAGAUACGCAUCUGCCUCCUGAGACACGCUGGUCGCUCGGAACCCUGGGGGUGGACGCUGUGCUGUCCAGGGUAUCAGGUAUUCCGACAUCACCUCGCCGUCUGCAUCACUUCCCUGUGGACAAGCAGCUGUUACCAAAAAGGCACGUACUUCCAGGCCUCGUGCUAUCUGCCUUAACUCCCUGCUCGGUCCUCUGGUAGCAUCACUUCCUCUCACGCUGCCUGCGUGCUGGGGCCUCUGCAGCCCGAGCCCCUCCUGGCUCCCAGUCGGCGGUCUCCUCAGAAGGCGUGGCUCUGUUCCCGCAUGGCCUGUGAGCUCUACUUUGUGCAUAACGUCUUGCUUGGAGUGACUGAGACCCUGUUGGCCUUGUAGAAAGCGUCUCUUGUUCGUUCUGAAGAGCCCUCGGCACACAGCGUGCUUCUGUGGCGUCGCAGACUGCAGCAGG
Messenger RNA from Ochotona princeps (American pika), 2101 nucleotides. RefSeq names its product REST corepressor 1 (gene RCOR1). Gene Ontology annotation, molecular function: transcription corepressor activity. Lineage: Eukaryota; Metazoa; Chordata; Mammalia; Lagomorpha; Ochotonidae. The record is from RefSeq and is a predicted model, not a curated record. Gene Ontology annotation, cellular component: transcription regulator complex; histone deacetylase complex. Gene Ontology annotation, biological process: regulation of transcription by RNA polymerase II; negative regulation of DNA-templated transcription. The transcript is spliced from 12 exons. The coding region runs from base 281 to 1678 and encodes 465 amino acids.